Molecule: messenger RNA, 750 nt
Organism: Macrosiphum euphorbiae (potato aphid)
Lineage: Eukaryota; Metazoa; Arthropoda; Insecta; Hemiptera; Aphididae
Source: the annotation of a GenBank genome assembly
AUGUCUAUCAACAAAGUGAAAGCCGUAGGUUAUCCGUUGGCUGCAGUGUUUGAUGCAAAUGAUCAAAAAAGUUUUCGGAUGUUGAUUUUGUGGCUCGAGGAAAACAUAUUACAUACUUAUGUACCAGAGAAACGAACAGAGUUACAGAAUGUUGAUUCUCCUUCUUGGGACGCAGCAUUCAAAAACUAUUGUGUGUCAUGUUCUAGUCCAAUUAAAUCUACCGAAGCUAUGGAUCAGUUGGAAUGGUUAUUAGGCUUGGCGAUUCGACUAACAUACAAUAAACAAAAAAAGAAAUUUGAUUCUGAAACAAAAAAAACACUUGAAGUAUCUACUGAUGUUCCAAUGAUUAUACCAUCUGAUAACCCAAUUGAUAAUCUUGAUGUAAACAGUAGUGAUUUCAAGGAAGGUAUUGAGAAACUUGCGGACUUACUAAAUAUUUCCAAGCAUCCAGAUCACAAAAUUACAUUGGAAGCUAUUCAUAAAUUUAUCAUUAAAAGGCUCAAUGAAGAAGCCAUUAAUAAUCCAUCAUCGAUAUUACCUAAGGGGGAAGCUUUUCCUUUAGAAAAAGUAAAAGGUCAUAAAAUUGAAUCCAAAGAUUCAGCUGUUCUACACGCAAUGAAGGUCUUGAGGUUGGCACAGUUGCAUAGGUUACGCGAUCUUCAGACAUGUAUUAACGAAUGUAUAGUAGCUAUGCAAGAAGUUACUUCUGAUCCAAAAACAGAUACAAAAUUAGGGAAAGUGGGAUAUUGA